Molecule: messenger RNA, 1293 nt
Organism: Parnassius apollo (apollo)
Lineage: Eukaryota; Metazoa; Arthropoda; Insecta; Lepidoptera; Papilionidae
Source: the annotation of a GenBank genome assembly
AUGACAGCUGACUUAGAAAGAAGAGUUAAGAGUACUGAUACCCCUUACAGUUACGAUGAGGCUGUCGAGUUAACUGGUCAUGGACGAUACAACUACUUACUCCUUGCGGCCUGCUGUGUUAUCAGCAACGCGGGGGCGCUGGACAUGUUCGGGUUCAGUGUGGUUGUGGCUGCUGCCAGCUGUGACCUUCAUCUCGGUACUACUGAGACUGGGAUUUUAGCUUCAGCACCGUUUGCAGGUGCUUUAUUCGCGUUCCCGUGGGGCUACUUCGCGGACACUCAGGGCAGGAGACGAGCCUUGCUGCUGUCCACUUCGGGUCUCGCCUACUUCAUAUUACCACUUUCUUUACAUUGGAAAAUACCUUGGCUCUCUAUAACGUACCACUCCUGGAGACUAUUCACGUUUAUUAUAGCAGUUCCCCUGGGUAUUGGUGCGCUGAUCUUAAUCUGGCUUUACGAAAGUCCCAAAUUCCUUGCCAAUAAAGGUGAAAUUACCGUAGCAAUAAAAGUAUUGAGGAAGAUUAAUGUGGCGAAUGGUGGCAAGGAUGACGGCUAUCCGGUUCACCUUUUAGAAGAAAUAGAAAUUAUAACAAGCCAGAAGCAAACACUAUGGUCUUCAUUAGUGACUCAGACAGUACCAUUGUUCCAGCCUCCACUGUUAUUAAGGACCUUACAGUUAUUCUACCUAGCAGUUAUAUGUUGCGCUACAAACAAUGUAUUUGCUAUGUGGUUCCCAACCAUGGUGAACUUGUUUUUCAACUCAGUACCUGGUGGUACUACAGACGUUGGCUUUUGUGAAGGUAUAGUUCAGAACGCCACGAAUAGAGUUCAAGCUGAAAAUUAUGUAUGCAAUGGCGCGAUGUCACCGAACACAGUUUAUUCGGGCAUUGUUCUUGGGUUUUUCUUUACAUUUAUUAACCUCAUGGCUUCAAUACUGGCUUCGUUGAGGCGUCUGGUGCUGAUCGGAUGUCUACUGAUAGCAGUGAUAAGCUCUCUUCUAGUGGGGAUUAUCACAAAACCUGUCUUGAGCAUGAUUUUUUUCUCUUUGAUACAAAUAACCUGCGUCGGUGUUGGCAGCGUCGCGUCCUACUUCGUGGACAUGUAUCCUACGGCGUAUAGAGGUAUGAUAAUGAGUUUGGGCAUGAUGGUGGCCCGCUUGAGUUCCUUCGCUGGAGUUAACGUCAUCGGCGUCAUCAUUGUUGACCACUGCAACCUCACUUUCUACUGCUGGUCGAUCUUUGUCAUAAGUGGUGUUGCAGUGGCUUUAUUUCUACCCUCCGAUAGAAAAAUAUAA